CAUAAAUCGAGCCAACUCCCGUCCACGAAAAACCGCGAGAUCACCUGAUUUUACAGCUUCCUCAAAGCGUAAACAUUACUACUCUCAGGAGAUGCCAAAGUUGUUAAACGGGCUAUGAAGGAAAUGUUGCAUGUUUUAUGACACUAUACCAUGUUUGAACUUGAAGACAGAAAUGCAGCGCAUCUGUGACAAGAAAACAUCAUGAUAUUGAUGAAUCGUUGAGGUCAGGUUGGCAUUGCUGUGUGGGCAUGGAUGCUUUCCUUCGUUGGUCCAAAUGGAGAAUAAAGGGAGCGACGAGGUGGAAAAAUUGAAGACAAAGUUCAUGUCAAUGUGGCACAAUGUGAAGUACAGUUGGGCACUUAAAUCCAAGACUCCAUUCAGUAGAAACUCCCCAGUGUUUCUUCUGGGAAAGUGCUAUCAUUUUAAGGCAGAAGAUGUGGACUGUCCCUCUGAAGACUGGCAUGGAGGCUCUGAUGAGAACCUUGUCAUGGGGAACGUAGAGGCUUUCCGAAAGGAUUUUGCAUCUCGUUUGUGGCUGACGUACCGGGAAGAUUUCCCUCCGCUGCCAGGCAGCACCCUGACCUCAGACUGUGGCUGGGGCUGCAUGCUGAGGGCUGGGCAGAUGAUGAUGGCUCAGGGUCUUGUUUUGCAUGUCUUGGGCAGAGACUGGUCUUGGCCAGAGGCGCUCACCAUCCAGCCCUUGGAUGUAGAAUCGCGGACCACCACAGCGGCUAAGAGACUUGUCACCUCACUGCAGACUUCUCUGCAGAGCAACCCCAGGAUUUCUGAAAGCAGACAGUCUCUUGCGCCUCAAGCCCAGGCGUCGGGAUCAGCAGAGGAAGCAGAUGCACAUUUAAAGGAGAUGUACCACAGAAAUCUGGUGUCCUGGUUUGCAGACGUCUCCUCAGCUCCACUGGGUCUGCACAGACUGGUCCGUUUAGGAAUGACGUUUGGAAAACAGGCAGGGGACUGGUAUGGUCCAGCUAUGGUAGCACACAUCUUGAAGGAAGCUGUCAAAGAAGCGAUGGAGCCUGGCUUGGCGGGUAUAACUGUCUACGUCUCCCAGGACUGCACAGUGUACAAUGAGGAUGUCAUGGACUGCCACAAGGUGCUGAAAGCAGGAAAAACCUCUGGUGAGACGGCAGAUAGUUCUCCUGCUGCACAAAGCAGCCAACUGUCAACAACCCCCACUCUGCCAGAGAACCAAGCCGUCAUCAUCCUCAUCCCUGUGAGGCUGGGAGGAGAAAGGACAAACCCGGAGUAUUUUGAGUUUGCAAAAAGGAUAUUGCGUCUGGAGUACUGCAUAGGCAUCAUUGGAGGGAAGCUGAAGCAGGCCUGCUACUUUGUGGGAUUUCAAGAUGACAGCUUGAUUUACAUGGACCCUCAUUACUGUCAGUCUUUUGUGAAUGUCAGCACCAGCGAUUUCCCUCUUCAGUCAUACCAUUGCCCCUCACCAAAGAAAAUGCCUUUCAGCAAGAUGGAUCCAAGCUGCACUAUUGGUUUCUAUUCUAGAAGUGCUCAAGAUUAUGAGAGAAUCAGGGAAGAAGUGUCCAAGUUGCUGGAGCCUUCACCGAAGGAGAAAUAUCCGGUGUUUACUUUUUUGCAAGGUCGCAGCGCAGAUUAUGGCCUGUCGGCGGGUCUGAGCACAGAGACGCGGGAAUGGCCCUUUCUGAGGGAAACACGCAGAACCGUCCCCACAGCUGGAGACUUUGUGCUUCUCUGACAGCCCAGUUUGACGGUACAAGAAAUGCUCACUCAUAACAACUCUAACUGUUGAAAUCCACUGCAUUAUGUCUGUCAGUGCUUGUCUGGAAGUGCAAACUCUGGAUUAUUCUUUUUGGGAAGUUAUUUGACAUUAUGUGGUGUUCUACUAAAUCUAAAUUCAUAUAUAUAUUUUUUUACAUGUAGAAUUGGUAAGAAAUAUGUGCAUUUUGCAUCAUUAUUUAUAUUUUUGUAGUCUGUAUGUUUAUGUCAAUGGUUCAGACAUCGUAAGUUGGGUUUCAUUUGUAAAAUUGACGUAAAAAGCAAAAUCAAACUUUGGAAGGUCAUAAAGGAAUAUCUACAAUAGAAAUAAGCACAGCUUGCACUGCUUUUGAUAGAACGUUGUUUUGCGUCUAAACUAGCUGAAGUCUGCAGUGUGAUUAUUAAAUUAAGUUUGUAGGAGUAAAUUAACAGCCAUAAGGUUUUGAACAAAGCUAUAAAUCAUUUUUAAAAUAUAUAUAUGUAUUUUCCAAAUGAAUCCCCAGGUUUUAGGAUUUGGUUGCAUUUGAUUUGUAUAAUUCUAACUCGGUCCUGAUCUUUCAGUACCAACAGUGUCAUGCAGACGUGUUUGGGAUAGGAUCUCCAGCUAGAGCAGCACCGUGCUAGUAAAUACUAAUUGGUAAAUCCCAAGUCAGGUUGUGAUAACUUAAAACAGAAGCACAACCAAAUUUGACUUGUUCAGUUUAUGAUUUAUAAAACAAAUACACAAAAUUGUAUCCAAUGACACUACAUAAAUGGUGGAGGCAUUUUAAAGUAAGCAAAAAAAAAUCAUAAAAUGGUCCUAAAGUCAGAAUUUCAAGAAAAACACAAACCCUGGCCUCAAAAUUUAAUGGUAGCAGUAGUAAGAAAAACUGUAUCUGUUAAGUAUUAUAAACACAUGGUACUGGGCAUCCUCUUCUAGACAACAUGUUGCCACUUUUGACAAAAUGCAAAAAUUUAAUAUGGUGGUAACUCAUGAUGUCAGUAAUGCGUAGCCUGAGCAAAGCAUCUGCUUUUUAAAUUUGGAAAUAGAACAUGAUUAGUUGGGUUUGAUGUUAUACCUAGAUCCAGGUUUUGACUUCAUAGGUAAAUAGACCACAGCAUUAAUAGCCGAAAAAUAUUUAUUCCUGACUCACUGUUGUCCAACUCAUCCCAGUUAUUUACCAGAUGGGUUUUUUUUUUGUUUUUUUUUUUUGAGAAAAUUAAAGGCAGAUUAAUUUAUUGAGUUAUUAUUCUUAAAGGUAUUCAUUGUUAUUACUGUAAUAAGUGUUACUACUUUUGCAGUUUGAGAAUCAUGGAUCUAGUGCUGUGAUUCCUAAACUUUGUAUGCUCGCUACACAGGCACAAUUUAAAGAACCUAUGGUUUUUAACAGUCGGUAUAAAAUUUAAUCUUUUUUUUCUUUUCUAGAUUUUACAUCAAAAGUGUAUUUCACCAUUUUUUCACCUUUCUUGUUUUGUAUAGUUUGAGUUCUGUAAAGGGUUUUUAAGACUGCACACUGAGCGAUUUGUAACACUGUGAGGUACCAAACCACUGGAAUCGCUGAUCUAGAGUAUUUACAUUGUGUACACCUUAAAUAUUUCACUUCUUCAGCACCUUAAGUGAAGUUCAAGUGCCAUUUAAAAUGGGUAGAGUCAUUAUUUAAGUUUCUAUACUUUAUAUUCUUAAUCUAGAUUAAACUCUGAAACACAUGAAGGAAAAAAUCCACACACUGAAGGAAGUUCUUCACAAUUCUGCACAGAGGUCACUUAAGUUAUAGUAGAGCUUCUUUUUAGAGUUUUUUUUUUUUUUUUUUCCCAGCAAUAAUAUAUCAAAGUCUUGUGUGACACCAUACCACCAAUGUGCUUUGAUCGCUUAACUGGAAGAUUGCUGGUGUGAAUCAUCUAUUUAUGAACAGCACAUUCACAUCAGCAUGAAUCAAAGUCAGAAAAUUGCAAUAUAAAGUAAGACACAUUUACUGUAUGAAUAAAUAUUACUUUUUAUCUAAGGUACAUUUGACAGUCCUGCUGUAAAUAUCUUUCAAAUAUUCUCUGAUGCAUUUCCACUUAUUUCCCUGAGUUCCAAUGGUAAGUGACAUUCACUGCAAUAAUCUAAAAUUAACAUGAAGUACACUAUCUAAUGUGUCCAAAUGUCAUUGUCACUAUAAAAUAUUUUCAUGUUCUUUUCUACACAAAAAAUGUUUUCUGUAAAUUAACUUCUGAAAUGUUUAAUAAAAGAGCUAAAAGUAUUUUACUUGA
Gambusia affinis (western mosquitofish) is the source of this 3975-nucleotide messenger RNA. It is a transcript of the gene atg4c, whose product is annotated as autophagy related 4C, cysteine peptidase. The coding region runs from base 275 to 1723 and encodes 482 amino acids. Gene Ontology annotation, molecular function: protein-phosphatidylethanolamide deconjugating activity. The transcript has 11 exons. The record is from RefSeq and is a predicted model, not a curated record. NCBI's taxonomy places the organism in Eukaryota, Metazoa, Chordata, Actinopteri, Cyprinodontiformes, Poeciliidae.